Microthlaspi erraticum is the source of this 1551-nucleotide messenger RNA. NCBI's taxonomy places the organism in Eukaryota, Viridiplantae, Streptophyta, Magnoliopsida, Brassicales, Brassicaceae. The record is from the annotation of a GenBank genome assembly.
AUGAACAGCAUUGAAUUUCAAAACUGCUUCAUCUUAAUCCUCCUAUGCCUUUUCUCACUCCUCUGUAUCUUCCUCUUCUUCUUCAAGAAACCAAAAGAUUGCUCUGAAUUGCCUCCGAGCCCUCCUUCUAUGCCGAUCAUUGGUCAUCUCCACCUUCUCUUAUCUUCGCUAAUCCACAAGUCUCUUCAGAGAAUCUCCUCCAAGUACGGACCUCUUCUCCAUCUCCGCAUCUUCAAUGUCCCUAUAGUUCUCGUAUCUUCUGCCUCAAUGGCCCACGAAAUCUUCAAGACCCAUGAUGUGAACAUCUCCUCUCGUGGCCUCACACCGAUCGACGAGUCCCUCUUUUUCGGAUCUUCCGGCUUCUUCUCCGCUCCACAUGGGGAUUACUGGAAGUUCAUGAAGAAGCUCGUCGUCUCCAAGCUGCUUGGACCACAAGCAAUCCAGCAGUCAAGAUCCCUCCGUGCAGAGGAGCUAGAGCGAUUUUACUUUGACCUGCUCGAUAAAGCGGUGAAGAAGGAGAGCGUUGAGAUCCGUAAAGAAGCGAUGAAGUUCACUAACAACAGCACAUGCAAGAUGGUAAUUGGGAGGAGUUGUUGGGAGGAGAAUGGUGAGGCUGAGAGAGUCAGGGUGUUGAUUACAGAAUCUAUUGCCUUGUCCAAGAAGGUUUUAUUUGCAACCUUGUUGCGCAAGCCGCUUGAGAAGUUCGGAAUCUCAUUGUUUAAAAAGGAGAUAAUGGGUAUUUCGGACAGAUACGACGAGGUUCUAGAGAGGUUUCUUGUGGAACACGAAGAGAAACUAGAGAAGCAGCAUCAUCAUCAUCAAGGUGUGGAUUUGAUGGACGUAUUGUUGGAAGCCAAAGGAGAUGAAAAGGCAGAGUAUAAGAUCACUAGGGAUAACAUCAAGUCCUUGUACGUGGAGCUUUUCCUUGGAGGCACUGACACAUCAAAGCAAACGAUACAGUGGACAAUGGCUGAAAUCAUUAACAGCCCUAAAACUAUUGUCAGAUUAAGAGAAGAGAUGGAUUCAGUGGUAGGGAAAUCAAGUUUGAUUCAAGAAACAGAUCUACCAAACCUCCCUUACCUGCAGGCGGUGGUCAAAGAAGGUCUACGACUGUAUCCACCAGUCCCUAUAUUCGGAAGGAGGUUGCAAGAAGGAUGUAAGAUGGGAGGCUUUUACGUGUCGGAGAAGACAACAAUAGUAGUUAAUGGUUAUGCUGUAAUGAGAGAUCCAACUUAUUGGGAAGAACCUAAUGAGUUUAAGCCAGAGAGGUUUCUGGAUUCUUCAAGAAGAUUAGGGCAAGAAGAGGAGAUAAGAGAGCAAGUACUUAAGUACUUGUCUUUCGGGAGCGGAAGGAGAGGUUGUCCAGGAUCAAAUCUAGCUUAUAUCUUUCUAGGAACCGCGAUUGGAAUGAUGAUUCAGUGCUUUGAUUGGAGAAUCAAAGGAGAUAAGGUUAACAUGGAAGAGACUCUUUCAGGAAUGGUCUUGACAAUGGCAUACCCACUCAAGUGCACUCCUGUUCCUCGAAUCAGUAGAUUCCCAAUGAGUUACUGA